GUAUUUGGUUAAUUCGCUCGGUUGACGGUUGAUGUUCAAACUUCAAACUUCAAUAGUUCUAUGUUGUGUUCAGUGCAAAUCUCUUUUCUAUGGUUCAGUGCUGACUGCUGAGCAGGCGAGCAUUGAUGACUGAUGAGAAUUUCUAUUGAAAUCGAAGGUAUUUCCGGCAUUUCCCGAAGAAUUGUACGUUGUUUUGAGAACUAUGAAUUCAUUCAGAGGUGAUAUACUGAAUGUAUCGUCUGAUUGUCUUAUUGACUGGAAAACUCCAGAGGUCAAUAAGACUAAAAAUAUGGAUGAAAAUCAUUUUACUAACAACCCGUUUGAUGUAAUUGAAUUGGAAGCUGCUUCUAUGGAUCCUUUUGAUUUAGCUCCUUAUAAUAUAUCGUCAAGGAUAGAACCACCAUGUGGUAUAAUAUUAAGUCCAUUAUGGGAACCACAAGAUAGACAAAUACAAAAAAGUGUUUCCUUAACUGGUAUUGAUGAUAUUGUUCAUUCUCCCAAUGAGCAAAUUACACCAAAUGAUAGAUCUCAAACAGAAAAAGAAAGUUUUACAAUCGAUAUUAAACAAGACUGCGUACAGGAUUUAAAACCAGGCUUGUCAUCAAGUUGCAGCGAUUUAAACAAAAGUGAUAUAUAUUUACCAUGCAAUGAAGAAGAAAUUAAACAGCUUAAAGAACAAACACGCCAACGAAUUGAAAUGCUAAUUGAAGCUAGUAAAAAACAAUGUAGAGAAAAACAUAGGCAAAAUUCUUUUUAUAAACAUAACGAAGAGACGAGCUUAAAUAAAACGGAUUGUAUGUUGAAUAAAGCAUUCUAUAGUAAUUCUAUUAGCUGUAUUUCCAGAAGUACUAAUAAAAUUAAUGAAAUGAUUGAUAUCAAUGACAAUAAUACAUCUAGUUUGUUUUUAAGUGCUCAAGAAUAUAAUUCAUUUGAUUUAAAUGCUCUUAAGCCUGAAUGGGUAACUGAUAAUUUCAGUGAUGCUGAUGGAUCUCAUGGAUCAUUUGAAAUUUCGAAAAUUGAUAACAAUAAAAAAGAACUCAAGAAUGUUGAUGCAAUUGAUAUCAAACUGAAAGCCCUAAGUCGUAUAGGAAUUGCCAACAAUAAAAUAAUAAAUAGUCAAACAGUUGUGAAGUCUAAAACAAAACCACUAAACACUAAAGGUCCUUUUGUUGCUCAUAUUCCUGUCAAAGAUAUGGUUCAAGGAAACUAUAGUGAAGAUUCUAUGGAAGAAAAGAAAACAAGUCCAGAAAUUCAAAUAAAACCCAUUGCUGCUUCAACGCCCACGUUGUCUGGUAUGGGAUCGAAAACUCCAUUAAACAAUACAUUUGCUAAGUCUCAGAGUUUACGUAAAUCAUUACCAAGUCCUCGCACACCAUUACUCAUAAAAGAAAAAAAUAUUAAAAAUACUUCACUGAUAAAGCCAAGGAAGAUGAGUACGCCCAAUAGUUCAUCAAUAAAAAAUUGUACCAAUUCAACAGUUGUUUUAAAUAAAGAUAUAAAAGACAAAAAUGCAGAAGUCAACAAAACUAAAACAACUACUAAAACUAAGGCAUUGCCAGGGUACAAACGAUUUGUUUAUAAAGGGAAAGAAAAUGUGAAGCCUUAAUUAUAAAAACUUUGAUACAUUAUUUUAAUUCUAUACUUUUUUAUUCAGUGACUUGCUUUGUCAUUAUAAUUAUAAUUUUUUUUUAUCUGUUUUUAUAAACUUAUUUGCUGAAUUUAAAGCAAUUUAUUUAAUCAAAAUAUUUGAGCAAGUCUGAUUUAUUAUAAACAUGUGAUAAUAUAUUAUAUAACCUUUUUUUACUUAAAU
Messenger RNA from Adelges cooleyi (spruce gall adelgid), 1810 nucleotides. RefSeq lists its product as uncharacterized. The transcript has 11 exons. The coding region runs from base 203 to 1606 and encodes 467 amino acids. NCBI's taxonomy places the organism in Eukaryota, Metazoa, Arthropoda, Insecta, Hemiptera, Adelgidae. The record is from RefSeq and is a predicted model, not a curated record.